AUGCGUUUUUCAACUGCCGUUUCAGCCGUUGCGUCUGUCGUGAGUUUGUCCAGUGGAGUAUUGGCCGCUGCUCCUCCAGCUUGUCUGCUGGCUUGUGUAGCACAGGUUUCGAAACAAUCGAGCUGUGACGGGCUAAACAACGUGAGCUGUUUGUGUGAAAAUGAUAACGGGAGUCUAAAGAGCUGUUUGAGCUCUGUUUGUCCCGACGGUGACGCGGAUUCUGCUUAUUCGGCAUUCAAGGGUUCUUGUUCCGAGCAAAACGCUUCUGUUGGCUCUUCUUCCAGUUCUGCCUCCAGUUCUGCCUCCAGUUCUGCCUCCAGUUCUGCGUCCAGUUCUGCGUCCAGUUCUGCUUCCAGUUCUGCUGCUUCAUCCUCGAGCUCUGCUUCUAGCUCUGCUUCUAGUUCUGUUUCAAGCUCUGUUUCAAGCUCUGCCUCCAGCUCUGCUGCCCCAUCUUCCAGCUCUGCUGCCCCAUCUUCCAGCUCUGCCUCAAGCUCUGCCUCCAGCUCUGCUGCUCCAUCUUCCAGCUCUGCCUCAAGCUCUGCCUCCAGCUCUGCUGCUCCAUCUUCCAGCUCUGCUGCCCCAUCUUCCAGCUCUGCUGCCCCAUCUUCCAGCUCUGCUGCCCCAUCUUCCAGCUCUGCUGCCCCAUCUUCCAUCUCGAUCUCCUCUCAAAGCUCUUCCUCCUCUUCCUCCUCUUCCUACUCCAUCUCAAUUCAAAGCGCUGGUGCUAACAUGCUUGAAGUUGGAUCUGGUCUAGCUGGUGGUUUGGUUAUUGCCGGUAUGCUAUUGUAA
Lachancea lanzarotensis is the source of this 789-nucleotide messenger RNA. It is a transcript of the gene CCW14, whose product is annotated as LALA0S03e07272g1_1. Lineage: Eukaryota; Fungi; Ascomycota; Saccharomycetes; Saccharomycetales; Saccharomycetaceae. The transcript has a single exon. The record is from RefSeq and is a predicted model, not a curated record. The coding region runs from base 1 to 789 and encodes 262 amino acids.